GCGCGCAAGCGCGGUCGGCAGCGAAUUGGAAGGGGCCCUGUGGGGCUGGUAGGACGGGAGGGAACUGGCAUCAUUGACAGUGGCUUCAGUCCCACUGGGAGACGGUGAGGCUGAGUCAGUCAGACACCUCACUCUCUGGGGGAUAGUGCCAGUUAGUUCGAGCACCGUGUCGAUACUAACACAGAUUUCCGUCCGCACACACACACACGCACCCCAGAGAAGGAGUGGCAGUUAGCUUCGGCCGUUGGUUGUCUCAUGCUCUCGUUUUUAUAUCGGUCGUGAAAAGAAAUGUGUGCAACGCCACGAUCUUAUCAUCAGAGAUAACGCUGCGUGAGCCGUGCUGGACUUACUACCAGAGACUGAUCUCUGGGAUGGUAGGACUGUUGUAUGAAGAUAGACAGACUGAUUCGAACUAUAUCUACUGGCAUUCAGAAGAACGAGGGGACUCAGAGUAACAUUUAGCAUCCUGACAGACUAGGUGGGGUAAAUGCACAAAGGAUAUUCCUGAUGAUUGACUGACAAAUCAAGAACAAGAGCUUGCAGUCCAAUGAUCUCAGUGUAUCAGAAGUCAGGUUGAAAUCGCAGAACCUAUUUACUCUUCACCUCAACAUUUGCAUUUUCUGUGUCUCUGUGCAUCCAUGUUUUCAGAUGUUGCUGACCUCACCAUCAUUUAUUGCCCAUCUCAGUUGAACCUGUGAAGGUGGUGGUAGGAUGCUCCUUUGAACCACUAUAGUCUAUGGGGAAUCAAUAUACUUAAAAUGGUGUUCGGGAACGUGUUCCAGAAUUUUGUUCCAGAUGAUCAAGAUCACCGGUCUUACCAGUGCUCUUGUGGGAACAUCUACAAAUGACAGAAACAUUCAUUCACAAGUUGACAUAGGCGAGAACAUUGACUGAACUAGUCCACAGAUAAUCUUGCCUUGCUGCUGAGUGCAAACCUGAUAUUCCUGUGUGACAUUUUGCUGAAGGAAUCAUGCCAGCGUUAUCAACAGGAUCUGGAAAUGAUACAGGUCUGUAUGAAUUGUUGGCUUCCUUGCCAACCCAGCUGCAGUCACAUGUGAACAGCCAGGAAGAUCUGACCUUCCUACGGGAUAUGUUUGGUGAAAAAAGCCUUCAUUCACUAGUGAAGAUCCAUGAAAAGCUGCAACAGUAUGAGAGACAGAGCCCGACACCCAUUCUUCAUAAUGUAGCCACUUUGGCAGAUGAUCUCACUGAGGAUCUGCACAACACACCAAUGAACAGUGAGAUCAGAGAAUUGGUGAAGCUACUAUCACAGCCCCACCUCAAGGCUUUACUGUCGGUUCAUGACACAGUGGCUAUGAAGAAUUAUGACCCUGUAUUGCCCCCUAUGCCUGAUGAUCUUGAUGACGAUGAAGAUUCAGUGAAAAUAAUUCGACUUGUUAAAAACAAAGAGCCUCUGGGAGCCACAAUACGAAGAGAUGAAAGCACUGGUGCUAUUGUUGUGGCAAGAAUCAUGCGAGGAGGAGCUGCAGACAGAAGUGGUCUUAUCCAUAUUGGAGACGAGCUGAAGGAAGUUAAUGGAAUUGAGGUUGAUGAUAAAAGACCUGAGGAAAUCAUUCAAAUAUUGGCCCAGUCACAAGGAGCAAUAACUUUUAAAAUAAUUCCUGGCAUUAAAGAGGAGACUCCAACUAAAGAAAGCAAAAUGUUUGUCAGGACUUUAUUUGAUUAUGACCCUAAUGAGGAUAAAGCAAUUCCAUGUAAAGAAGCUGGGCUCUCUUUCAAGAAGGGAGAUAUCCUUCAGAUCGUCAGCCAGGAUGAUGCAACUUGGUGGCAAGCCAAACGCGAAUGUGAUGCCAAUCUGAGAGCAGGACUAAUUCCUUCAAAGCAGUUCCAGGAGAGGAGAUUUGCACUUCGAAGGCCUAUAGCAUUUGUUCAGCCUCAAAGGAAUUCCAAUCGACGAUCAUAUGAGGAAACUCUUGAGAGUGAGGAAUUUGAAGAAGAUGCUGAAUAUGGUGACCUUGUCAGUGGAUUCUAUAUAGCUGGUCUCAGAAGAAGUUUUCGACUGAGCAGAAAAGAUAGAAAGACUAAUAAAUCUAUGUAUGAAAGUAAAAGAAGCGAACAGUACGACACAGCAGAUGUACCAACAUACGAAGAGGUUGUCUCUUAUCAGCAUCAACCUAAUGAAAAGUACAGACUGGUAGUGCUCGUUGGCCCUCCAGGAGUUGGGCUGAACGAGCUGAAAAGGAAAUUGCUGAUCAGUGAUUCACAGCACUAUGGUGUAACAGUUCCAUAUACAACAAGGCCAAAAAGAAGCCAGGAAACUGACGGAGUGGAAUAUCAUUUUAUUUCCAAGCACUUGUUUGAGACAGAUGUACAAAAUAACAAAUUCAUUGAACAUGGAGAAUACAGAGGGAAUUUGUAUGGAACAAGUAUAGAUUCUAUUCGACAUGUAUUGGCUAAGAAUAAAGUGUGCCUGUUGGAUAUACAAUGUCAUACAAUAAAACAUCUGAGGACAUUGGAAUUUAAACCAUAUGUAAUAUUCAUCAAGCCACCAUCACUUGAACGCCUCAGAGAAACCAGAAAGAAUGCAAAAAUCAUUUCAAGCAAAGAUGACAAAGGCUCUGCCAAACCAUUCACGGAAGAAGAUCUUCAAGAAAUGAUCAAAUCUGCAGAACUAAUUGAUGCCCAGUGCUCUCAUCUCUUUGACAAAAUCAUUGUGAAUGAUGACCUUGCAAUUGCUUACAAAGAGCUGAAAACUACCUUAGAUAAUCUGGAGAAAAAUCAUUUCUGGAUUCCAGUCAAUUGGCUACAUUCAUAAAGGCACAAAAGGGAAUAAUAAUAUUGAUAGUAACAUAACUGGACGUUGUUUGGAAACCUGGUAAUAUUGGUCAUUCCCGGAACAGUGGAUGGUGCUUUGAAGUAGAACAUUGCCACUUUUUGUUGCACUUUUAAUGUUCAAUAGCAAAUGAUGUUACUUUUGCUACUUGUAAGCUUUCAUCUACCUGAAAUGAGCAGUGCUAAAAUAUUUUCACUACUUGGGGAAUAAACAUAGACACUUUCUGGUUUUGCUACUGAUUAUGACCUUAGGAGGUGACAGGGAUUUUAUUUUUUAAAACACUGAAAUAUAAGUGUAUUUUAGUAAAUUGUAGGUGAUAUUCGUUUUAAGUGAAAACACAAAUAUAUGAUCGAGGUUGCUGAUUAAAAAAAAAGAUGCAGUGCACCCAGGCAUGGUGUAUCGGUGGUUCUGUCUUAGCAUGACAUUAGAACCAGAGGAAUUUGUGUGUCUUGUACAAUAAAAGGAAUUCUAGUGAAAUAUUAUAUACAAAGAGAAUUAUUUGGAAAAUUUGGUGUUUGCCAUGUUAAUAAUGUGGUUCAUAACCGUAUUUUAAAAGGUGUUGGUUAUUAAUACCUGUACAAAACCUGGUAUUAAAUCAUGCUCAACAUUCCAUGUAAAUUUACCUCACUAAUUUGUGUUGAUAAUGGCACCAAGUGGUGCAUUGUAGUUGUAUUUUGCUUGGUGAGAUACAUAUGGUUUGUAAAUCAGAGUUUUAUUAUAUGUCAAGAAUCUCACAGAUAAAAAGUUGUACUUCCUUGCUUUCUUUUGAAAAAAAAUUUCCUAGGUAUCCCAGAUUAAUAAAUUACCAAACUUAAUUUCUCAGUGGUGUUUUUAGUGAAGUGAGCGAUUAUGAUAUCCCAAGCAGCUCUAUGAAAAUGUUACUCGGUUGUAAUGUGCAAUUUUAAGUGAAUUUGAUGUACUGCAGUAUCUACAAAUAUUAAAAUCAUGACUUGUGUUAUCUUUAUCAGAG
This is a messenger RNA of Chiloscyllium plagiosum (whitespotted bambooshark), 3764 nucleotides long. The record is from RefSeq and is a predicted model, not a curated record. Lineage: Eukaryota; Metazoa; Chordata; Chondrichthyes; Orectolobiformes; Hemiscylliidae.